Molecule: messenger RNA, 7802 nt
Organism: Betta splendens (Siamese fighting fish)
Lineage: Eukaryota; Metazoa; Chordata; Actinopteri; Anabantiformes; Osphronemidae
Gene: pcare2
Product: photoreceptor cilium actin regulator 2
Exons: 2
Coding region: 3435-6131 (898 amino acids)
Source: RefSeq, a predicted model, not a curated record
UUAUUGUAUCUUGCUUCACCACUUCACAAGUGUUGUGACUUCUCAACUACUUUACAACAUUUGUUUCAUGACACUAGUCAGUUUCAGACUAGUGAUCCAAAAUAUAAACCUAAGGACUGAGUGUAAAAUUCAACUCAUCAAAGCUCGUAAACAUUUGUUACAACAAGCUGCAACAUUAAAGAUAUAAACAGUAAACAUAAUCCAUUCAUGUGUUUGUUUAUGUGAGUAAUAGUCUGGUUGUAUUAAGACAUUAAUAGACUUGCACCACUGCCAUUCAGUAAAUAAAGAUUUAGUGCCUGGGUUAAAGGCCUUGACGUCAGACGAGGUGAAGCCUGUGAGUAUUAGAGAGCAGGGCUGUGGUUGAGCCCGUCACCUCCGUUUUUUGACUGAAUGAAUGUUACUGUUUCCUAGCUGCGGCCUCUUGGAAGGAAUACAUGAUCAGAUCCACACUGAGCUUUAAACAAUGGGUCCAAAGUGAACAUGCGUGUGGUGAAACACAUGGUGUGUAAAUGCAGCUUUUGACACUAUUUGGUCUUAAACCAGGACAAACAGUGGAAGUCAGAGCAGCUGAAACCUCUAUGACCAUGAGCAUAGACAUAGACUCAUGAAUAGACUCUAAACAGGUGGUUUUGUUUUAUUAUACUUCCACUGCUACUGUACGUUGUGAUGCUUCACUGAUAGCUAGUCACUGGAACCGCGUGCUUUGCCCGCUGUUACCAGCAGGGGGCGCGCAUAUCCACAUAUUACAAGCCCGGAGUAGAACCGUUCAUUGCAGGUUCAAGCACAAAGCAUUCACCCAAAGCUUAUCUUGUGGACAAAGCAAAGGCAUAGUUCUCAAGCAGCUCUCUGGUUUCUGACAGAACUGAAAGCUCUCCCCCUAAAGGAAUGACCCCACCCAGCAGUGAGGUUGUUUAGGCCAACAUCCGUCUACACUGUGAUCUUUUGACCAUAACUCAUUAUGAAAUUCACCACAAGGCUGCAUUUACACAAACUGUCUAAAGAAAGCUAACAAGAUAACUGCAGGUAACACGUUGUGGGUGAUAAACUGUUUUGUUUGGUUGCUACCUGGCUGAGUCUGGUUUGACAGCUAGACUGAGUCCAUUCACUCCCAGUGUGACUGACAGGCUCCGAGCUUCACCCUCAGACUCUGAGGCAUUAAUGAUUAAUACAGUCAAUAAAACAAAAACGCUUUAGUUGGAUACAAAGGCAUCACAAAGGUUGUGGUUUUCUUAUUGGCUGAUUCCUGACAGGUUUACUCUGUUUUUUCUAAAGGCUGGUCCAUCAGACUCUGCUUAAGGAAGGUUUCCUCCAGGCGCUGGUGCUUUUCCCAGACUUCAUUAUGCAUCGCGACACAUCGUCGGCCUGCUGAUGCUCAGCAGCACAUGGAUGUGACUGAGUCUGUUUGAAGGAUGUUGUGAUUCGUGACAUGUCAUUAUGACAAAACCUGCUGAGAUCCCUUUCAGAUUUUUUCCAGUGUCCUGUGAUUACUGUGCUGAUCACAUUUUACAGUAACUUUGGAGCAUUUCCAGUUUUGUCUUUGUCUUUUACUGGUUUAUGAAGGUUUUGCCUCAGCAUUGCCAGGUUUCAAUUAACUAAACACUGACCAUCUUUAGUGACUAUUAUUAUGGACCAUAUGGCUCAGUGAAACAGUUACAUACUGUAAAGGCACCAGCAGAAUCGUAACAUGCCUUUGUGGGAUACAACACCGGCCUUCGGGUCAAAUGUUUGAUGUGAUCACAGUCAUGACUGUUGAGAUUAUUUAUAGCAAAGGUUUAGUUGUGUCAGGACUUUAACCUUGUAAAGUGCCCUAAGGUAACUCAUACAUAGAAUAGAAGUAAAAUUGAAUUGAAUUGAAUUCCUGAUUUCAGAAAAGGUCAAUGCAUCUACUACGCAUCUACUAUACAUGUACUGUGCAUCUGUUAGGGAGGUGGACUGAGCUGCUUUAGCUGUUGCCGUAUUAGUGGUUGCUUACAAACAGACACGGUGACGUGAGGACGCAGUGAAUCUCUGGCCGCUGGCCUUCAAAGCCUAGAUUUAGGUGUGUGAUUCAGAGGCGCUGGUGUAAAGUGGGUGGCUGGGUCCACUGAGGCCUGAGUAUGGAGCUUAUUCAGCCUCAGCUCACUGACACGCUGCUCCUCCUGUAAUAAGACCCACAGACUGUUAUAUUGUCAGUCACUGACCACUGGACCCUCCUGCUCCGUGUCCGUCCACUGGACCGCUUCCCUGCACACGUCACAUGUUAGUGUCAUACCGACGCCUUCAUAGUACACAGAACCACCACACAAACAAACAGCAGCUUAAGCUCCUUCUGGUCUGCUGGUCAACAGCUUGGCUCCCUCCUGCUCCGUCUGCUGCUGCUGGACACACCUGGACAUGGGAGGCAAGGAUUAGGAAGAUGCUUAAGAUUACACCCUCCACCACCACCACCUCUGACAGCCAGGCCUGCUUCAGCUGUUUUGACAUUUAUACUGGUGACACGAAUUUGUGGAAUUAGGGUUUGAUGACAGGCUCCAGUGCUCAUACUGUUCUGUGUAGUAGUUUUGAUUUUGCUGACUCAUUUUUGUUUUAAAACAUCUUUUUUUUAUUAAUUUAGCCAAAUAACUACUGUACAGUACUUUCUGCUUUUUGACCUGCAUAAACUAACCCAGUAAAAUGUUGCUGUAUUAAGGUUGAUCCACCUACAUAACAUAUAUAAACUUUAUUCCCCAUUUUCAAAGGACUGGGAAAUAUGUACAGUAAAAGGUGAGAAAAACGUUUCUAUUAAUGUUUUUACUAAACAAUGAUUAGCUUUGAACGUUUAAACCAUGAGCACUGAGGUUUACUUCAGGUGUACGUAAAGAAAAGAUAAUCACCUUCAUCACUCUAAUCAGAGACAGUAGUAACAUCUACACAGUCCCCAUGUAAACAGGUAUUUCUCAGCUGUAAACUUCAGCAGCAGCAUCACAGUGGAUGGAGCUAAAAACACCACCUGACAAACUUGGCUCUGAUUAACCUGAUGAGCUUAAAGUCUUAUUGUGUGUGUGUGUGUGUGUGUGUGUGUGUGUGUGUGUGUGUGUGUGUGUGUGUGUGUGUGUGUGUGUGUGUGUGUGUGUGUGUGUGUGUGUGUGUGUGUGUGUGUGACCAUCUGUACAUGCUGAAGGAGGAGGCAGGACAGAAUCCUACUUAUCUCUUUCUACACGUCAGUGCGGCUCCUGGUCGGUGUUUCGCAGCUUGUGUCUUUCCUGCAUCUGCGGUUAAUUAUUUCUCAAAAGAACAUAAAUUACAAGAAAACUACUCUGUGGAGGCUGGACUAACAACAGAAAAGUCAUUUCUGAAGAUUCGAGGAGACACUGUCCAACUACCUCAUGUAUGACUCUACAUUUUGGAUUUUGCUAUUUUCUCUGACUCAUUUCUCUUCAAGGAAAUCUUUGCUUUAAUCAUAUUUGUAGGCGAUAAUGGGCUGCUCUCCAUCCAAAGGAAACUUAUUUUCAAAGCCAGAGAGCCAUGGGCCACAAAGCCCUGUGCUGGCGGAGUCAACUCAGGUCAGUGUUGAUUCUACACAUGUGAAAGACUUGGGCAAAUGUUUGGAGACUAAUGAGGAAGAAAAUGAAGUUCCAGCACCUACUGAAGAAUAUCCUGCAGAAUAUCCGAUACGACCAGAGUUGGCUUCUGAGACACAAAUCACAGAGGCACAAAGGCUACAGGAGACUGAAGAAACAGUGAAGACUGAAACACACCCCAUAGUCAGUGAGGUUGUGCAAACACAAACAGUUGAAAGCAAGGAGAAGAGGAAGAAGAAUCGAGGAAAGAGAAAGUCCAUCGAAACGCAGAGGAAAUCCUCCAUCAUUAAAACCAAGGUGGACUUCCCCCCACAAAUGGUGAGAGCUCACCAGGCGGCCUAUGGCUUCCUUAACCCAAACAUCUCAAAGUAUGAGGCACUGAUGGGCCUGCUGGACCAGGCUGCCCAGACACAGUUGUCCAUCCAGCCCAUGAUGUCUGCUUUGGUCAUGCGCUUUGAGGAGAUCAACCAGGCACUGGAGGAGAUAGCUGAGGAGGGGGAGCUGAUGUUAAAGGAGCAUGGGGACUACAUGGCUUUGCCAUCUGGGAUAAAAGGUCCGGCUGUUAUGUCAGUUAAACCUAGUGGUGACACACUUGGCUCCAAUGACCCACCACCAGAUCUAUUACAGCUAAUGCUCCAACAAUCUACAGAGAAAAUGAGGCAGGUUGGGGGCUCGGCCCAGACGCUGGGAGACGCAACGCUUGAGGAGGCAGUGGAGUAUUUCUCUUCACUCUCUAAGCUGCUGUUUGAGAAGCUGCAGGCUAAACAGGCAGCAGAGCGCCGGCUGACCCAUGUUCUAGCAAGGGUGGAGGGGGCUGCUGUGAAGAAGGCCAACCCUGAGGAUGUGGCCCUGCACAGCGAGGACAGUGGGAUUGGAGGAGAAAAUGAAAGUCUAACAGGGUCCGAGAGGCACCAACACCAUCGUGGAAGUGCUGGAUCUGGAAGUACUGGGUCUGGGGCCAAAAUUCAUGGUGCACAUGAUAGUGUGCCCAAUAAUUCCCUGAACCUGAUAGGCGGUGAUGAAGAUGAUGAAGACGAAGAUGACAAUGAAUAUGACGGAGAGUUUGAGGAUGAUCACGAUGACAGGCCUGGAAGGAAGAGGUCCAACUCUUCCCCGCCAGAUCCCAGUCAGCCUCAUGUAUACAUGCAGGGCAGGCAUCCUACAGUUCAACGACCACUGACAGCCAUUAAUGCAAAGCGUGAAAACUCUUCACCCAUCAUAGUAAUGGAUCUGCAAACGAGCCAGAGAGACUUAGACCAGAGACUGACAAAGAAAGAUCAAAGAUCAAAGAUGAUCCAAGAAAACAAAGACGUAUCCGCACCUCACCUUUAUAGGCACAGAGCUGGACUAAGACGACACUCAUUAUGUGGCUCAGCAGGUGCACAAAAAGCACAGUCAUCUUGUUCUUUACCAGCAUUAGCACCCCAACCACCAAAGCAACCAUCUGUCAGACGACUGAUCAAUGCCUUCAGCCAAGGGGUUGAUGGUAGACCAGGGCAGAGCCUUGCUAACCUCCCACCUCAUAUUAAAAGGUCCAUGAAAAGUGAGAUUCUUGUCUUAUCUGACACAGGAGGCUUAGUCAUUAAUGGCAAUAAUAACAACAACAGCUGGCCUGACAGCAGAUAUGACUCUGAUAGUGAGAGCCUGCCACCUCCUCCCCCAGAGGUUCUGAUGGAUAACUCAUUCCAAAGUACCGAUGGAAUGCCAGGAAACAGCGAUGGGCUGCAGGAACAUUCAGGUCGAACUCUCCCAAUGAUUCCCCAUAGGACUGGCGCUGCCCACCGUCUAAAGACAUCUUUUCAGAAUGUGGAAGUGCUGCCAAACCGAGCCAGUGUGAGGCCAAGUAUACCCCCCUCCCAUCCCCUCAGGCAGGGUGCUGUUGCAGGGUCUGAGCUUGAAGAACAGCAAACAGAAAAUGACCUGGACCCAGAAAUGGAGACAGCUCUCUAUCAACAGGCUCGUAAGAUUAUUUGCCUUCGCAACGCAGCAGAAUGUUCAGCUAAACGAAAUAUAGGCCCUAGACCCCUGCAAGCUAAGAUGGGCCCAAGGUGUGAAAGCAUUGACUUCAAUGAGGGUGAACAGAUCUCGUGCCUGCCUGUGACAGCACCACCCGUCUCCAGAGUUCGUCUACCGCCAUCUUGUCCAACUGUGUGCCACAGAUUUCCAAGCCCUCCUGUGUUCAGACCUCAGUCAACCUCUAGGCCCUCAUCUCGCCCAAGCUCUCCCAGGACAGUAAUACGGGCUUCAGAUCAUAGCACUGAAGAGAUCGUCCCAUUGGUCUCCUUUCGAGAUGCCCGUUCAGUCUUUUGUCAAAAUGAGUUCAUGAAAUCUCAGACCAGCAUCUCUCCUGUGAGUUGUGAGCUUUCCAGACCGUGGGGGGAGGCGUGUCGUGGCAGGAUACCCACAAAAGCCAGGGACAGCCCUACCCGCCGCACCCGGUCAGAGCAGAGGCCUGGGCUUUCCUCCAGAGGUCCAGCCUCCAGUCAGGCCAGGGGCCAUGAGCCUAGGGCCACAAAAUACAGGUCGACCAGCCCUCUGAGGAGAAGUGACGAUCCCCAGCUGGAGGCAAGUGCCACUGAAUCAGCAGCCUAGAGCCCAACGAUGAUUCAAAAGGGAAAGUAUAGAGGGGAGAACAGGAUUAGAGCACAGCUCAGUACCAACGGAAGGUUCCUCUUUUUAGUGGUUGAUUUAGUGGUAGAUGCCACAUUAAUGCAAGAAUGGUUUGUAGAUACUUUGAUUUCUUGGAAUAACAUAGACACACAAUGUUCUUCAUAGUUCAUUAUGAUUUUGAAGGGAAUUCUUGUUUCAGUACUAAAUGCCAUAGAGAAAAUGACUUUUGUGUUUGUAGGAGUUUUCUGCUGUUGUGUUUUAUAUUUGUCUCCCAAUAAAAACAUCCUGCCGUUAAUCAGUCCUGUGAUGCUAAAUGUGUUUAAGGUCCAGGUACAAUCAGUCAGGACUGAAAUGCAAGCAUUCAUUCAACCUGUCCUGGAGCUGGAUGCCACAGAUUAGUAGCUGUGAUUCUAACCUGAUGAAACCAGACAAAAGAGUGUUCAAUAGAAUAAAUUACUCAGUACGGGGACUGAAAGAACUGCUGUCUCAUCAGAGAUUUACCAGGCCUCCAACUGCAGUACACAGAUGUGUUAGAUUCAGUCUUAUCUUCAUCAUCAUCACACUGUAGGUGCAUUAGUUGGAGUCUGAGAUUACUGUAUACCCUUACUAAGCAAUGCUGAUGCUGUUUAUAAUAAUCUGACAAAGGUGGAUGCCCCCAUGUCCUGGCUUAAUUGUGUUUAGCUGACCUCUAGAUGGCGACUGGCAGACAUGCAUCAUCUGAUGUAGCUCUAACACGUCCAUCUCUUAAAAAAGGAAACACUGAGAAAACAUUUGUCUCUUCUAAUGCACAGCAGCAUGUACUGUAGCGGAGGUGAAGUGGGCUUGUUCACUGGUGAACAUAAAGGUUGAGGAUGUUCAGGUUAAACAACCAACUCAUAAAACCUGUUGAAACGCUUCCAGCUGUGAAACCCUGGAAACACCUCCACGUCCCUGUAAUAUUUUUAUUACUUAAAGGGAUAUUUCGUUGUGACAGAAACUAAAACAUGACCUUUGACCUUACUUUGUGGUCUUUUAGUUUGACCCCAUGUAUGAGGGAACCCAACCACAGGAACCCUCUGAUGACAGCAGUUCUGUGACCCUUUUCUGGGUCUCUUUUUUUGUUAUGCCUAUUUUCACUUCUGGUGUGGUAUCUUCAGUAAAAAAGAUCAUUCAUGAGAUCAUUGAAUGGGACUUUGUCACAUAAAGGUGAUCACUUUAGAUAAUUACUUCAGAAAAUCACUAUUUCAGUAUUUGUCGUUGUGGAUGUUGCUGACCCUCCUUUAGUUUUAGGCAUUCCGUGGCUGCAGCACCACACUCUUCAGACGGACUGGACUACUGGUAAGGUACUGGAUUGGAUUUAGUUUUGUCAUGCUUCCUGUUUAUGAUCAGCCAUACCAAAGAUAGAUGAAGAUAGGGGGGCGUCAACUCUGUGGACCUGGCCACUGGUCUGAUCCGAGCAUCCACAUCAGGGGCAGGGUUCUUUUUUGUAGAUAAAAGGGAUGGGGUAGUGUUAAAGGGAGCUGCUAUUUUCACUUGUCUAGACCUGAGGAAUACUUACCACCUUGUUUGAAUUAGAGAUAAGGUAGAAGCAGUAAGAGAGUGGCCAGUACCUACCAGCAGGAAGCAGCUUUGGAGGUUUUUAGGCUUGGCCAUUUUCUGCACCCUGCAAUGACC